UGUAUUCACCAAGGAGUGUGUUAUGAAGAAGUCAUGCAGAAAAAUCCAGACAGGACAUAAAUCAUUUAGUUGCGCUGACUGUGGUAAAAUAUUUACCAGAAAGGCUAAUUUAAACAAACACGUGAAAAUCCACUCAGGAGAGAAACCGUUUUCCUGCCAUGUUUGUGGAUCCAGAUUUAAUCGAAAAACAAAUUUGAACACACACUUGAUAAUUCACACAGGAGAGAAGCCAUUUGCUUGUGAUUUUUGUGGUCUAACGUUUCGGGUUAAGAUCAAUUUAAUCACACAUGUGAAAGUCCACACGGGUGAAAAACCAUUCGUUUGUGGUGUGUGUGGAUGGAGGUUUAGUGAAAAGACGAGUUUAAACACACACGCAAGAGUCCACACAGGGCAGAAACCGUUCGUGUGUGAUGUUUGUGGACAUCAGUUUAGACAUAAGACUGCUCUGAAUGAACACAUGAGAAUCCACACAGGAGAGAAACCGUUUGAUUGUGAUGUUUGUGGACAAAAAUUUAGGCUUCGGUCACAUUUAAACUCUCACUUAAGAGUUCACACAGGGCAGAAACCAUUUCCAUGUGAUGUUUGUGGGCAAAGGUUUAGCAUUAGAACCAAUUUAAAAAGACACACGAGCACACACACAAAAGGAAAGGCAGUUUCACUGGGAUUUUAAGACCCUCUCAUUAACAAAUGAGAAUUUGCGCAAUAUUGAAACUAUUUCAGUGAUCUAUGUGAACUUGGGACGAUCUAAUCCAAUCACGAUUAAAAAUUGGGCCAGAAUCACAUGUUUUUAUUAAAUCCCAGCCUGCCACUAAUACUCAGUUUAUUGCAGCAACACAGGCAAAAACACUGAGACAGUCGACACUGAAAGAUUUGUUAAUAAACAGAGAAAUUGCAGACCGACAUGAAAAUGUCAGGUUUUGCAGUCGGCUGGAACGGCGCAGCAGGUGUUGUGCAGAGAACAGUUAGCCUGCCAGCCGUGGUGCCACGUGCUACCCAGUCGCGAAAAUGCUCAUCACUCAAUACAACCACAAACUGAGGACGUAUGACGAGGCUACCUUUAAAUAUAUUCAUAACACGUUUCUUAUCAGUGUACUUCCUGUGUGAGUGCUGUUUUCUGGCAGAUAAACUAAAGUAAUGACAAAUACAAAAAGUAAGGAAAUAAUUUUAAUAGUAAAAAACUUAAAGGACAACUAGGAUGUGUCCUCUAUUUCUUUCUUAUUGUGAUGCAUCGCUGAAGUACCAGAUCAGGACCCUCUAUCGGCAGAUACUCAAAUCAAAUGACUCCGACUCGGGUCAGGAGCAAAAACUGUGAUCGGAACAUCCCUAGUGUAAAGUCUUUAUGUUGUGAUGUUUGCCCACUACUGUGGUUAUUUUAUUCGUUUUUAUGAAAGGUAAUUGUUCUGUUUUUUUUUAUUUUGCAUUACGCCUCAUAAUUAGUUUUAGAAACACUUCUCGGUUUACACCACCAACAGUUUGUAUACAGGUCCCCGUAUGGGUACCUUCUACCUUACUUCACUCCAACCUCUGUCAGAAAUCCUGGUGUGACCUUUGACCCAGCGCUCACUCUGUCAGUCAUUUCUCUUGUUUGUUCUUCCUACUUUCACCUCAGAAACGUUGCUUAGUUGAGUCACACUCAGAACUUGAGGUGGUCUACUGCAACUCAGUUUUCACUCCCUGACCCGAGACCUCCAAGCACACCCACGUCACCCCGAUCCUCUUCCAGUCUCACCGGCUGCCAGUUAAGGCUGAUUUUUAUGUCUCUGUCAGCUCCAGCAUGGAGUCACGCAGACACAUUUGCAGAGAUGUUUUCCCUUCAGACGUCUCCACCACCUGGGGAGUGUAGUCUUCCUCCUGGGCAACAGAGGGCGUAGUGCUGUUCUGUGGUGUCCUGUCACCAUUACAGUCACAUAUCCAGUCCACGAUGAUGUAUUUACUAUUUUCUCUACAUUGUGUCUAUGCAUUUCAGAGACUUUUUAACACUGACAAAUUUGUCACUUCUAAACCCAAGUCAGUCAUUUCCAUUCACAGAUAAAAUGCUAGCUUCUUAUCCUUUUACUCCUUCAGUCACGGGUGAAUAAACAUUCAUAUUUUUGGACUUUUUCCAUGAGGUAUUCUUCAAUCCGCUCCGUUUGACACUAGAUAUCUUGGGCUCUCUCAAUAUUCUGGAGGAGGCUGUGGUGAUGCUGUUGAUGAAGUUAAAGGAAGCAGCGUCCUGACCAAUCACAAACUUUUGGCGGAUAGUUAAAAAGUUGGGCAUGUCACAGUCACCUUCAGUCCCCUGAGGUCCAGUGACCAAAGCCUACUGGUUUUUGCAGCACCAGGCUAGUGGCCAAAGGUGACAGAUCAUCUGCUGCUGUGGUCCCCAGACUAACUCUCUCCCCCUGAGAUCAGUGGACUCAGUGGUCUCCUUUAAAAGCAGCUGAAAGCUCACCUGUUCAGGCUGGUUUUGUGUAACCUUUGUCACCACCCUCCCCUUAUUCUGCUCUUCCUACCAACUCCGUCUUUCCCGGGAUCCACUGAUUACCUCUUUCUUGUUCAUUUUCUCUUUCCUUUUACUUUUUUAAUCACAAUUUAAUAUUUUUAAUCAUCUUUUAAAAAAAGUUUAAUUUUAUUUUUGGAAUAUUUGUUGGUGUGAAGCGCCUCGUGAUUUUUAUCUAGAGAGGCGCUCUAUAAAAGAUUUUCUUCUUCAAAAGUCUAUUUAAGUAAUUCAACUAAAGACAGAGACUAUAUUCAGGAAUCCUUUGCAGGUGUUUUGUAUUCAUUAGCUGAUGAGUGUGACACUUUUAGCCUUGAAAUUUUCACAAUAUUCUAAUUGGGAUUUAGAAAUUUGUGUUUCCUUGGCUGUAAGCCAUAUUUAUCAUUAUAACAAAUAAAGGGCUUUAAUUUCUGGCUUUGCAUGAAAUGAGUGUCUCCCAGAUUAGUUCUGCGUUUUAAGUUGAAUUACUGAAAUAAAUGAACUUUUAGUCCACUUUUAGUUUCACUUGUAGAUGAAAACAAAGUGCUGAAACUUGUUUUCUUAGAUCCUCCACAAACAAAUCUUUUAAAAUACCAGCACCUUUAUUUUAUUGAUGCCAUUGGUGCAGAAAAAUCUAGUCCAGGUUGAAUGAGAUGUAGUUCUGCAUAGAUGCAGAAAAAAUCUGAAGGAAAAACAGGAAACAGUUACAAGAUAUUCAAAGCAGCUGAAGUCCAUACGUUGGUUGUAGCCAUGAACUCUUUCAAG
Molecule: messenger RNA, 3220 nt
Organism: Nothobranchius furzeri (turquoise killifish)
Lineage: Eukaryota; Metazoa; Chordata; Actinopteri; Cyprinodontiformes; Nothobranchiidae
Source: RefSeq, a predicted model, not a curated record